Molecule: messenger RNA, 1983 nt
Organism: Symbiodinium sp. CCMP2592
Lineage: Eukaryota; Dinophyceae; Suessiales; Symbiodiniaceae
Source: the annotation of a GenBank genome assembly
AUGGCUUUGUCUGCUGAGCUCGUUGCGGACAUCUCGUUCAAGCUGGCACAGGUGCAAGAGGGCGAUCGACUUGUAAAGACGGUGCAUGCGGCUAUCAGCCAGCUUGAAUCGCAGGGCCACGUCUACACGACGCAGCUUCAACCGACCAUGGUCGGGAUCAGUUCCCAAAACCGUGACGGCAGCGGCAUCAAUCCUGUCGAUGUCCACGAUCUUUUGGGCGACAUAGUUCAAGCCGGCUGGCUUGAUGCCAGGGUUCAGGCUAUCGCCCAUGAGCCAACUGGGCAAGAGGACAUCGAUUGGAAUGUCCGUCUGUUCGAAAGCAUGCAUGAUCGCUGUGGGCCCCUGGAGCCCACGAUGAUCAAAGCACUCUCCCUGGCAGGGUCACACACAAACUCAGUCUUGCGGUGCUUCCACUAUGAGGUCAUGCAUGAAGGAGACGAGACCGUGUGUCAUGAUGGAAGACUCAGCAUGGAGCUGCUUCGGCGGCACGAUCCGGACUUCGCGAGGGCGGUUCGCGAAGGAGUCGUUUGGAAGAUCUUGUCAAAGAUGGGCAACGCCACACUUCACCGUGGCGAACACGAGCUCCAACUGAUGAGACGGCUGCAUCAGACUUGGGUCCAGAUGAGCUCUCAGGGUUCUGUGGACUUCCUGGCACUGAAAAGCAAAGUCACCACGGGGAAGUCCGUGCAUGGCAAGUCCAUGCCGCAUCUUUACAGUUUCGUGUUAAAGACUGCGGGUGGCACAGAUCCGUUCUUGCUCAACGAGACUGAAACCUUCGUUAGGCUGCAUUCCCCCAGCACACGUUCAUUGGGACCUGGUUUCUGGGAGAAGGUCAGUGCCGAUGUCAAAGGUUCCAACCAAUUCCCACGGUUCCGGCAUGCCAUGGUGAAGCUUGCAUACUGCAAAGAAGCUGUGGGGUCUGCCAAGUGCAAGAAGAUGCUGCACAAGGAUUCAACGGCCUCUGUCAAGGAGGCAGACACCAUCAUGAGCACGUGGCGAAAGCUGGUGACGGCCCUGCCGAAUGGCGCAGAGCUUCUCAUGAAACCCGAAGUGCAGACCUGCUUGUCCUAUGGGGACAUGUCCUUGGCUGCCUUCACCCUGAAUGUGAUGUUGCCCGGGAUCCUCAAAACAGACCUGAAUGGGCCCUGGGCGGCACACAAGGUCGCAGAUUCGGGUGACGCAUCGGGUUCCAAACAGGUUGGAGCACCCAAGGCCAUCAUGAGGGAGCUGAGCUCCGACGGCUCAGUGAAGGAUUCAGCGCUGAUGCUGGAGGAAGCCGGCUUUUCUGUCGGCCAACAUGUCCGCCGAAAGGCGGACCAGGAAACGGGCCAGUUGAUGGCCAUGGAGCUUGGCCGUGUCAAGUUGAAGCAGCCCUCGGGGUCCAUAGUGCGGGUGUCGAUCGACAGCUUCCUGGCAGGGCAUUGGCAGGUGUUCACACCCAAGCCGGAGCCCCAGACGGUGGAUGACUUGUCAGUGUACUCGCCUUUGAACUUCCCCGAAUACGAGCGACAGAUGCUGUUGGCAUGCUUGUACAUGGACAUGCAUGAGCUCAUGCAAAAGCACGAAACGAAUCCCAUGCUGCAGAAGCUCAAGGAUGCGAUUUUCGAUAUCAUCACCCCCAUGAGUGACUACUUCUUCUGGAUUGUUUCGUUCAUUCAGAUUCCGAAAGCCGAAGGGGAUGCUGGCUUCAUCAAUCCUGCAUUCCUUGUGCAGCCGCUUCCCGUGAGUGACACUUGGAAUUGCGAGGUUUCGCAUGUCAAGUCCAAUCGAGACAAGAAGGUUCAACUCCCCAUCCUCAAGAACACCCUGGACGUGCAGCAGGACGAUGUGCUGUAUAUGCCAAAGGCCGAGAAGACUGUGCACGUCGAGGCCUUGCAGGCUGAGACCCCGGCCAAGGAAGCGAAUCUGCUCCAAGAAGCCGGGAGACUCCUGAAGCCCGCGUGUGAUGCAUCCCAUGCCAUUUUGUAUGCAGCUGUCCUAUAG